AUGUCCCCGUCGUCGACGGGUGACUCGCCCCGAUCCGCUACUGCGGCGGCCGCUCGCCCUUUCCCAGUGCCCUCGAGUCAUACUUUUAACCCGGAAGUUCCUCCCCCUUCCCUCACCUCAGUCACCAACGGCACUCACCCGCUCAAGUCGCCUUCGGCCACGCUCAAGGUUCAGAGGACGCAGAGUUUUAGCAGGGAUGGUAUUCUCGGAGCUGCACAGAAGGCCCGGAACAUGUCGCAGUCAUCCGAUCCUCGCGCUGGUUCGGAAACGGCCAAUGGUCUGAACAAGACGCCCAGUGAUGAAGGCUCUAAUCCGCUCAAGAGGAGGAACACUGACAUUGGCGUUGAUUAUCCGCGCAGGAGAGCCACCAUUGCCUGCGAAGUUUGCCGGUCACGCAAGUCCCGUUGCGAUGGAACCAAGCCCAAGUGCAAGCUCUGUACCGAGCUGGGUGCCGAGUGCCUUUACCGAGAACCGGGAAUCAAACUGGACGCUGGUGACAAACUGAUUCUAGAACGUCUGAACCGCAUCGAGAACCUGCUGCAGAUGAAUAUGGUCGCCGGUCAGUCUGGCGGCGGUAUGCAGAUGAACCAUGAGUCCCCUUCGAUGAGCAACGGCUCCGGCCUCAACGACAACAUGAUUGGCGUCGCCGGUACCACUAAUUUUACCUCCAUUAUUCCCAGCGGCGGCUUGGGUACCUGGCACAACCCCACGAACAUCUCGACCAUGCCCAAGAUUCACACCAACGCGGCUCUGCACCUUUUGCAGUGGCCGCUCAUCCGCGAUCUCGUCUCUCGCCCGUAUGAUCCGCAGAUCCUGCUCCAGCUUGAGAUGGCCCGUGAGCCGCUGCACUCGUUGACCAAAACGCCGUGCGUCGAUCUCUCCAACACCACCGCCUAUAUCGAAGCCUACUUCGACCGCGUGAACGUUUGGUACGCCUGCGUCAACCCUUACACGUGGAGGAGCCACUAUCGGACCGCUCUAUCCAACGGCUUCAGGGAAGGCGCCGAGAGUUGCAUCGUUUUGCUCGUUUUGGCGCUGGGCCAGGCGAGCUUGCGAGGUAGCAUUUCGCGUAUCGUGCCGGGAGAAGACCCGCCCGGGCUGCAGUAUUUCACCGCCGCCUGGGCAUUGCUCCCUGGCAUGAUGACGUCCAACAACGUCUUGGCGGCGCAGUGCCAUCUCCUUGCGUCAGCUUAUCUGUUUUACUUGGUCCGGCCACUCGAGGCGUGGAACCUGCUCUGCACGACGAGCACCAAACUGCAGCUCCUCUUGAUGUCUCCCAACAGGGUGCCGCCCAAUCAGAGAGAAUUGACGGAGCGCAUCUACUGGAACGCCCUCCUAUUCGAGAGCGAUCUGCUCGCCGAGUUGGACCUACCGCAUUCCGGAGUCGUCCAGUUCGAGGAGAAUGUCGGUCUCCCCGGUGGUUUCGAAGGAGAAGAGUCUGAGGCUAUCGGACGCGACGAUCUCUGGUAUUUCCUGGCCGAGAUCGCUCUCCGGCGGCUGCUGAACCGGGUCAGCCAGCUUAUUUAUUCCAAGGACUCGAUGGCUUCGACCACCAGUUUGGAGCCUGUAGUGGCCGAACUCGACUUCCAGCUGACCCAGUGGUACGAGAGCUUGCCGAUACCCCUGCAGUUCCCGUUUACCCGCACGGCCCUGCCGGAUCCCGUGCAGACCGUGCUCAGGCUGCGGUUUUUUGCAUGCCGCACGAUUAUCUACCGGCCGUACAUCCUGGCCGUCCUAGACAAUGAACAGGCCAUCCUCGACCCGGCUGUCCGGGAUAGUUGUCACAAAUGCUUGGAGGCAUCUAUCCGACAGCUGGAGCAUAUAAACGCACACCACGCCGGGCAUAUGCCGUAUCUUUGGCAGGGCGCCUUGUCGAUUGUGUCCCAGGCACUCCUGGUCAUGGGAGCGACCAUGUCGCCCUCCCUUUGCAGCAUCCUCCUCAACCUCUGCGGAAGCCGCGAGACGAUCGACCAGAUCAUCAAUGACGUCGUCAUGGAAGUCGAGCGCUACGCCAUCUUGGCUCCCAGCCUAAGCUUGGCGGCCGAAAUUAUCAAGGAGGCCGAAGUGAGGAGGCGGGCGUUUCUCAGCGGGUGA
This is a messenger RNA of Sodiomyces alkalinus F11, 2094 nucleotides long. RefSeq lists its product as hypothetical. Lineage: Eukaryota; Fungi; Ascomycota; Sordariomycetes; Glomerellales; Plectosphaerellaceae. Bases 1 to 2094 code for a protein of 697 amino acids. The record is from RefSeq and is a predicted model, not a curated record. The transcript is spliced from 3 exons. Gene Ontology annotation, molecular function: zinc ion binding; DNA-binding transcription factor activity, RNA polymerase II-specific. Gene Ontology annotation, biological process: regulation of DNA-templated transcription.